UUUAAAGCGCAUUGGCAAAACAUACUCAAUACAAUUUUUCGGAUGCUUAUAUUUACAACAUUCAAAAGUCUGAAAAUUAUUUCUAAGGUUGAUUGAAAAUGUUCAAAAUUCGUUUGUAGGGAUAUGACAUGCAUAUUUACAAAUACGUCGAUGAAAAAUGAAUGGACCAUAGCCCAAGGGGUUUAAUCGAUGCAACCAAUAGUAGUACUACCUCAAGUAAUUUUUCGAGACAAGGCCGCCUAUCGCCUCGGAAGUGCCUGCGCGAUUUAUCAAUCACAGGUUGAUGACCGUGACAUAUUCAAAUUUUAACGUAUAUAUAUGUGUGGAAAUCCAGAUUGACUAUAUUUAUCAUGAAGGUGAUAGUAGCAGGUUUCCCCAAAACAGGUACGAAGACAUUAUCUGCAGCAUUAAGAAUAUUGAAUUAUAACGUUUAUGACUUUUUGGAAAACAUAACCAUUUUUAAUGAAGAAUGGUAUAAAAUAAUCAAGUAUGGUUGGACAACAGAGAUUUUUCAGAAAAUGUAUCAAAACGUCGAUGCAGUUACUGACUUUCCCGCAUACUUUUACUGGGAAGAAAUUCACAAAGCAUUUCCUAACUCAAAGAUAAUUAUCAUGAUAAGAGAUGAAGAAUCGUGGUGCAGGAGCAUGGAAAGGGAAUUACGAACGAACGAGUCUUCAUUCUGGAUAUUUUUCUUGCAUCUUUUCUCACCAACUGCAAGAAAAACAGUGAAAAAAAUAUUUGCUUUCAGAGGACCUCUAACUUUGGGACAUAACGAAGUCUUUACAUGGAAGCCGUUUAGACGGUCAAAUAUUAACAGAGAACUUUUAAAACUGAAUUAUAGAUCUCACAACGCAUAUGUGAUUCAGAAUGCACCAUCCGAAAAACUUCUCAUUCUCAAGUGUGCGGAAGGAUGGGAACCCUUGUGUGAGUUCUUGGGAGUUCCUAUUCCUGACAAGCCAUUCCCACACAUGAAUAAAUCGUCUGAAAUGCUGCAAGAAACACUUAAAUUCAAUCCCGUUGUUUUGAAAAUGAAACAAGAAGCGAUUCUGUCAUUUACUGUCGUAACAACGACCAUCAAUAUCAGAGAUAAACUCGAAAUAGGAUGAGAAUUUAACAAAGCGAUCCACAUGUACACUUGGUGUCCAUUGAUGACUGUCAGGCCUUUUGGUAUCGGUAGCAAGUUAUGGGACGAAAUAGUCGUAAAUGGAUGUUUUAUCUGCCACGAAUUGUGCCAAUGACCAAUACUCCGUUCAAUAAAAACAACAAAAAUUACGUUUGAUUUACAAAUGUCAGUAUUGUACCGGUUGUGCGGUGGUUUGAGUGGCAAAACGUCAUCUUCUGAAUACAAAGGAGAUCGCACGCGACGAACCAUUGAAAUUCGAUUAUUUGUACGACUUGAAGGGUAUUCAAUUUCAUCAAGGACAUGUAAAAGACAGGUCAGCUUGGGGUCGUUUGGGGAAGGAGUAGACACGGAAAGGGAGGAGUAUCUUGUGAUUUACGGUUGUAAAGUCGUUUUUGUGGGAUCAUUAUCUCUGGAAAAAAAUUAAAUGGGCGUAUUGAAUUUCAACAUAGAAAUCGUUGUAUGCUGAGGAACAGAUUUGCAAAUAUUGACCGACUGUUCCAUGUUUACUUAAAUUUUAUAGCCCUUGGCAUAGGUUGAGGCUGUUAUCCGCAAUAGCUUGAAUUUUAGAUUUGAAAAUUAGUUCGAUAAGGUAAAAUGAGUCGGAAACGCGAUCGACAUUACAUAUGGAAUGUCACGAAAGAGCAACUGACGCAGAGGAAAUAGAGUAGCUACUGUUGUUGACGUUGUCACCUGUGAACGUUUUUUUCGCUCAAAACAACAUUCCGUGACAUAGAUUUUUAAAACGAAACGAAGAUACGAAAUGAUGUUUAUAUAUAUAUGCACUCAGGAGUUUCAAAUGAGCAAUUUUCAGUUUCAGCGUUUCUAGUAGAUAAAGUCAUCAUUCAUGACAAUUUAAUUUGUUCUUGGA
This is a messenger RNA of Styela clava, 1991 nucleotides long. NCBI's taxonomy places the organism in Eukaryota, Metazoa, Chordata, Ascidiacea, Stolidobranchia, Styelidae. The record is from RefSeq and is a predicted model, not a curated record.